Triticum dicoccoides is the source of this 1086-nucleotide messenger RNA. RefSeq lists its product as uncharacterized. Gene Ontology annotation, molecular function: protein binding. The transcript is spliced from 3 exons. Bases 1 to 1086 code for a protein of 361 amino acids. NCBI's taxonomy places the organism in Eukaryota, Viridiplantae, Streptophyta, Magnoliopsida, Poales, Poaceae. The record is from RefSeq and is a predicted model, not a curated record.
AUGGAGUUGGGUACGAGGCGCCGCCGGCGUUCCUCCGAGCCAGGCCCUGCCGGCGGACCGGACUACCUCAGCGCCCUCCCCGAGGAUCUUCUCCUCCUUGUCCUCGCCCGCCUCGGCUGCGCCGCCGCCGCCGCGCGCACCGGCCUCGUCUCCCGCCGAUGGCGCGGCCUGUGGGCCCGCCUCCGCGAUCUCGCCUUCCGGGGCGUCGCCUUCCCGUCGCUCCAGGUGGCGCUCGGCCGCGUAGCCCGCCCCCCUCCCGCGGUUUCCCUCCUCCAGAUCCGCGUCUCCGAUGAACACCUGCCCAUCUCCGACGCCGAUGACGUCACAUCGGUGCUGCGCGCUGCCGCACUGCUCGCGCCGGAGAAGCUCGUCUUCGCCCUCCCGUGGGACCCAGAUCCGACUUCCACAGAGGUGGACCUGCCGUGCUUCCACCGCGCCACCUCGAUCGUGCUGGAGUGGAUCCCCUUCGUCCUCCGCACACCGGCUGCCGGGGCCGAGUUCCCCGCGCUCCAGACGCUGACCCUCACGGGCUGCCAAGUGGACGACCUCGGCGCCUUGCUCUCCCUCUGCCCACACCUGCGCGUGCUCAGGCUCAAGGGCCUCAUUUGGCUCGGCGACUACGACUGGACAGUCCACUCAACGUCACUGCAGGAGCUUGUCAUGGACAGCGAGAAUUUGAGGGCACGGCCGGUCGACAUCGUUGCCCCCAUGCUCAAGCAAUUGACGCUCUUCUUACACACCUACAAUCAAGUGACCAUCUCCAUCUUGGCACCAAUGCUGGAGAAUGUCUCGUGGCAAUGCCUCUACGGCAAGGGAAUUAUUGGGUUUGGUCUUUGGACACUCAAGAAGCUGAGCCUGCAUACCGCAGAGAAACACUCUUCGCUGCACAUUCAUGCCUGCAAUAACUGGUUUACCUUUUCCGAUGAAGAGGCCAACUUUGAACAGGAGAUAGAGAAGCAUAUGAUUGUGGACUUCUCUGCUUUGGAGCUGCAUUUGUCAGCAAUGGGCCAUGUUUUUGGAGCAUUUGUGUCGCAUCUUCUUGGGUUGAAUCAGAUUCGUAGCGCUAUACGGAGGAACAUUUCAUAG